AUGCAGGACAUUAUUGACCAUUUGCCUAAACUACCUGAAAUCCAACAACAAAAGCUCACUAUUCCUGAAUUCGACGAAAUUGAAGUCAAAGCAACUGACUCAGUAGAAAUAAAGAAGUUCAUUCGUAAGGUAAACUAUGAGUUUCUUGGAUUUCAUUGCAACCAUAAGGUUAUGGACAAAGAUUGCGACAUGUUAUAUAAGAACAUCUCUGACCUUUACAAAACCCGGGAGUUUAAGACCUACGACAACUUUGUUUCGUUAGUUGCUGAAUGUGUUUGGCAGAUAAGAGAUAAAGAUAGAAGAGGUAAGGUAUGGAAUGAACAGAUAAAACCAACUGCUUCAGAUUUAAAGAAAACCAUUGACGCCUUAGUUGUUUUAGCAGGUAAGGUUUCAGAAUAUAACGCAAAAAUGAACCCGCAAUGUUCUAAAUGUAAAGCAGCAAUGAGGAAAUAUAACUACUCAGUCAAAGAGAUAGAACGUAUGAGAAACGACUAUGCAGAUUUAAAGAAAGAAGCAGAAAAGCCAGCAGAAGAUAAAAUGAACAUGUUAGAAUUUCUGAACAAAAACUAUCCAACUGCUGACGAUUUCCUUCUAUCUGACGUCAAGAAGAAGUAUAAAGAAACUUUCGGUAUCGUUAAAACAUUCGAUGUACUGACAGAAGAAAUAGAAGCUACAAAACUGUUUAAAGUCUCACGAAUUCAUAACGUUUACCAUGUAAAACGCUUAUAA
Messenger RNA from Trichomonas vaginalis G3, 729 nucleotides. RefSeq names its product organellar and viral DNA polymerase type B. Lineage: Eukaryota; Parabasalia; Trichomonadida; Trichomonadidae. The transcript has a single exon. The record is from RefSeq and is a predicted model, not a curated record. Bases 1 to 729 code for a protein of 242 amino acids.